AUGUCGACCUCUACACUCCCCAUGGCUAAAGCCUGGGACAACGACGACGGUAGUGACCGUCCGUCUACGAACUCGUCCAACGAGUACCCAGAACAUGCCGCACAUAUCCGCUCCAGGUCCACUGCACACGCUCACAGCCCCAAGCGUCUCUCCGUCUUUAGCGGUCGUUCAAGAAGCAAUACCACUACCUCAACUUCUUCACGUCGGUCACCCGUCUCUUCGAUGACUUCGACAGAUAGUUCAAUUGCUUCUGACGAGCGAGCUGUCUCGUCAUUGGGAUACCGCUCCGAUAAGCAGGACAAGCCCUCUCGGUCCUUUUUGGCGCGGGGAAGCCGCAUUCUGCGCCGACAAGGUAGCAAGAUCAAUAUCGUCGCCACGCUGGAUGAGGAAGAUGAGGCCGAUCGUGAGAAGGGCCGGCCCGAGAGAGAGAUGUUUGGCCGUCGUGCCCGCCAUACCGAUCACAGCGAGCGCUUGAAAAGCAUCAUUUCUGAUCCUUUUGAUUUCCACCACUUGACUCAUACCAACCCCUCGCAGUUCCAGUCCUUGGAUCAAACACGUGAGAAUGAUCUCGUGACUGAGUUCUCGGCUAUCCGAGCAUCUCAACGGCCCCAGACUGAUCUGAAGGGUAUCCGCGCCGAGGACAUUCAUUUCUGUAAUUUCUCCUCGGAUGACCUGCGCUCGCUUGGAACUGCCACCACGGUGGAUGUGCCCAGCGUAAGCCCCCCGGCGUCUCCACGCACACGCCGGCACCACACACGCAGAGAAUCUCGUAUCAACGAGAAUUUCUCGCGGCCAGUCUCCAGAUAUCCCCGAUCUUGCCCCACCACUCCCCCACCUCCUGUUGUGCCGGAGACUCCCCCACCGGAAACUGAUGAGCCGGCACCACGUGCCAUUGAUGAAAUCCUGGGCUUGUCCACUGCAAUGACGUACCCACAGUGUCUCCAAUCAGUGCAGCCAACCCGGUUCUUCAGCCCUGAACCCGCAGAUGAAAGCGCUAGGACCUCGUCCAUGAGCAGCCAUUAUGAUCUGGAAGAUGUUCCCGAGGAAGAUGUAACCGAAGAAGAGGAAGAAACCCGGUAUUGGGACAGCUCUGAGUCCAGUGUGGGAUGCCCCCAUUCUCGCUCAACUUCUCAAACCAGCCCACCUCCAGUCAAUACCCAGUCACCCAGCACCAGCGAGUACAAAGCUCCAUUGUCGAUCCAUGUGGCGGAGGAGCUCUCUAGGAAGUUCUCGGAGGCGCUGGGCUCACCGACUCUCCCUCAACAUAUUCAGGACACCCCUCGCGCCCAGGUGGAGGUCACACCACCUAAGCCGGUCGCCAGUCUGCACCAAUUCUCAUACGAGGAUGAACUGUAUGACUCAUGGGAUGCAGACAUCGACUACUGCUAUGAACAUGCAGCCGAGUCCACCUCCAACUUCGAUUGGUCUCGCACAUCCCUGGAUGAAGCACGCCCUCAAGUCGGCGCUGCCCGCAGUGAGGGUCCUUGGCUCGCCCCGAGAACCCGACAGCUCCAGCCGAGCCCACUGAGCACCUCCGCCCUGCCCACUCCAGACCUGGAACCCAGCCCAGCCCAGUCGAUGCCCUCCCACUUGGCCGCCACCCCCUCGACCACAGACUACGAGCAUGAGUUCAUCGCGCGGGGCGCAGACUAUUUCAAUCCCGUCAGUUCCUCGAUCCUCCCAUCAAUGGGCAAACACCUCUCCCACGAACCAUUGUACGAAGAGUACAUGACGACUGAUGGCGAAUCAGACCGCCAUUUCCCCUUCUCGCAGGGCAUGAUGGGCCCCAUCUCCCCCCGCAGCAGCUUCUCCCCAAUAAGCAAGUGCAACUCGCAGGAGAGCCUGAUGCUCUCUCGCGCUGCUUCUAUCGUGCGCAAGCACCGCUCCUCCGUCUCGACGACAAACAGCGUCCCAGAGCUCAUCCACAGCUUGUCCAGCAGCCGCGAGCUCAUGCCAACGGACCGCAUAACAGCUGGCGAGGCACUCAUCCGCCCUGGGUCAUCCUCCCACCACCGCCAGACCAAGAGUCUCGCCGAGACUCACUUCCUUCUCCAGAGUGGCAGCACCACGAGUCUCGAGGGCGCAGAUGUUACCGUGUCGCAUCAUGACCGCGCCAAGUCCACUUCCGAGGUCGAGUCACUGCCGAUAAAAUUCGAGGCUCCUCUACCUCCUGUUCCUCCUAGAAAUCCGAACCGGAGGAAAGCUCGCUCACCAUCUUACUCUCUCUUCCCCACAACCGCUCACUGA
Molecule: messenger RNA, 2247 nt
Organism: Penicillium vulpinum
Lineage: Eukaryota; Fungi; Ascomycota; Eurotiomycetes; Eurotiales; Aspergillaceae
Exons: 2
Coding region: 1-2247 (748 amino acids)
Source: RefSeq, a predicted model, not a curated record